Molecule: messenger RNA, 861 nt
Organism: Hirsutella rhossiliensis
Lineage: Eukaryota; Fungi; Ascomycota; Sordariomycetes; Hypocreales; Ophiocordycipitaceae
Product: enoyl-CoA hydratase/isomerase domain-containing protein
Exons: 2
Coding region: 1-861 (286 amino acids)
Biological process (GO): fatty acid beta-oxidation
Cellular component (GO): peroxisome
Molecular function (GO): enoyl-CoA hydratase activity; delta(3)-delta(2)-enoyl-CoA isomerase activity
Source: RefSeq, a predicted model, not a curated record
AUGGCCUCCCCCCCACCCCUCUUCUCCAUCCCCAUCCCCCCCCUCGCCGACUCCUCCGCCCACCCCGGCGGCUCCAUCGUCUGCACCGCGCCCCAGCCCGGCGUCUUCCUGCUGACCUGGUCCUCGCCCCCGGACAACCGCCUGACGACGCCCUUUUGCCGCGCCCUGCUCGCCGCCCUCGACGCUCUCGAGUUUGGGCCCGCCGCUGCCGCCGGAGGGAGCGUCCUCAUCACCACCAGCGCCAUUACAAAGUUCUACUCCAACGGCCUCGAUCUCGCACAUGCCGUGGGCACGGAUGGCUUCUGGCCCUUGCUGUACCAGGUCUGGCGGAGGUUCCUGACCUACCCCAUGCCCACCAUCGCCCUGCUCAACGGCCACACCUACGCCGGCGGCCUCAUGCUCGCCAUGGCCCACGACUACCGCAUCGCCCCCUCGGCCCGCGGCCACCUCUGCCUCAACGAGCUCCUCUUCGGCGCGCCCCUCAAGCCCGCCAUGGCCGCCCUCUUCCGCCACAAGCUGCCCCCCGCCACCUGCCGCGCCCUCGCCCUCGAGGCCCGUCGCUUCGCCGGCCCCGAUGCCCUCGCCGCCGGCAUCGUCGAUGUCGUCGCCACCUCCUCCCCCGGCCUCGACGACGCCCUCGCCUUGGUCCGCGACCGCGCCCUGCUCGAAAAGUCCAAGUCCGGUGUCUACGGCGUCAUCAAGACCGAGAUGCACAGCCCCCUUCUUGCGUACCUCUCCCCCCCCGGCCUCGAGGCUGAGGAUGCGCGCUUUGACCGUGAUCAGCGCGCAGAGGCCGAAAGGAAGGAGUUUGGCAAGGUCUGGUACGACCAGUGGCUCAACGAGUCCAAGGCCAAGCUGUAG